Molecule: messenger RNA, 350 nt
Organism: Amoebophrya sp. A25
Lineage: Eukaryota; Dinophyceae; Syndiniales; Amoebophryaceae
Source: the annotation of a GenBank genome assembly
UGUACUUGUAGACCCCAAAGAAGUAGAUGUUUCUUUUCUCAGAGACGCAGAUCGAGAUCGAGAUGAAGAUAAAGAAGCAGACAUGAGUACAAAAAAGGCGAUAAAAUUCAAACGGACAGCGCCUCUUUCGAGUAACCCUAGCGUCGAAAGGGGAGAGCAGGAAACACCUCCAAAUAGUGAAGAAUUACGAGUGCGGAAACUUUACCACGAGCAAUUGUCAGAUCCGUGCGAGAAGGCCCUGAUACUUCCAUCUUUCAUCUUUGAAAUCUUUCCUGUGGCAGAGCUUGGGAGAAGAACGGGAGGCGAAGUGGAUCUUCUUUCAGUUUUUCUUCGUGGGGAGCAAGAAAAAG